GACACAGAUCAAAAGGCAGCAGUACACUCCCUUCAAUCAUCGCAGAGGCUGCAGAGGAGAGGACACUAUAUCAUCGAACAUGCUUCGUUUCAUUGCUGGAAGGAUUUAACUGGGAAUAAUUCUAUCUGGACAUUUAUUUUCCAAAAGGGGCCAAACAAUAAGCUGUGAAGAAUGAGGCCGCCGGUUGAGAUCUCCGUAUUUCUCCUUUCCCUCCUCGCUCCUGGAGUCUUAUACGCCAUGAACAACAUCCCUGCGCUCCAGGAACCUCUGCCAAUCCUGGGAAUGGGAAUGGUCGUGCUGGGAUCUGUUCUUCUCCUCCUCCUCCUCACUGUGCGACACAAAGUGAAAGUGGACCCCUUAUUCUAUGUGUUUGCAGAGUUUUCCUUCACCUGCAUGGUGGGCCUGACUAAUGCUUUGGAGCAGGAUGGCUUCAUAUCUGGUUUCAUGGGAUUCUACCUGAAGAUGGGCGAGCCUCACCUGAGUGCUGCCUAUGCCGUGAUGAUGUCUUACUGGGAAGGUGUCAUCCACUUUGUCCUCUUCCUCACUGUGAUCCACCGCAUGUUCAAUGGGAAGUCCUAUCGUAGCCUGGCGUUGCUGUGGGCGGGAUCAUCCAUCGCCCAUCAGAUUGUUCUCAUCCCAGGAGUGGUUAUUGGUAAAUAUGGGUCUAACAUUCGACCAGCCUUUUGGAGGAACACACCCUUCUUUUUGGUGCCAUUCUGGGCAGCCUCUGUGCUCUUUAGCAGACCCAGAGAGAUGCCAGUCAUCACAGCAGACAAGAUUGCAGAAGAGCAGAAGAAAAGUUUGGUGUCUCGCCCUCUAGACCUGCUUCUCAUACUUCUGUUACUGGGAGCAAUGGCCUUUUCAGUUUUCAGAGGCUUUGUGGUGCUGGACUGUCCUCUGGAUGUCUGUUUCACCUACAUCUAUCAGUACGAACCCUACCUCAAAGAUCCAGUUGGCUUCCCAAGAGUUAUGAUGCUGGUGUAUUUGUUCUACGCACUGCCCCUGCUGGCUAUCCUCAUCUAUGGUCUGAAAACUCCUGGCUGCAGCUGGAUGCUGGACUGGACCAUUUUCUUUGCUGGAGCCAUGGCCCAGAGCCAGUGGUGCCAUAUCGGAGCAUCUCUGCACUCCCGCACUCCCUUCACGUACCGAAUCCCAGCAGACAAAUGGCGGCCUGUUAUCGCCCUCAAUGUGCUGCUUGCUGUUGCGCCUUCUCUGCUGGCCCUGCGCUGCCACACUAACCCGGCUUAUUUUAUGAAGCCUGUUACCAAGGGACAGACCAACAACGAGAAGAAGAAAAAAUAGACCACACACACACACACACACCAUCUAUGGAUUGUUGAGGAAUACUUCAUGUUGUGACAAGGCUAAUGUUGUCUGGAGACUCUCCUCGAUGUGCAAACUGCAUUACACAGUUUUUCGGACUAAACCCCAGAGGAAAUCUAAGAAUGUUGCCCUCUAUGUUAACUGGUCAAAAUCAGUCACCGCGUGCAACACUUUCUGCAUGGACUAUUGGACCCUGAUAAGAAGGCUGUUGAUGGAGGUGAGGACUGUGAUCAGCUUGCACAGCUUUCAGAUGACUCAUGCAGAUACCCACUUUGUAUUUUCCCAAAUUAAAACUGUUAACCUGGAUCAUAACCAGCAAUACACUACAGGAGAGUGACAUCAUUAUUAUACAGUAAAUCUCUCAUGUUUAUAUUUGACUAUCUUUAAUAUGCCAGUGUCAGUGGAAACAGCUUUCAUUGUUUAAAAACUGUGACUAUAAGAAGUGUUUACAGGAUUCACUGAAUAACUUCAGAGUUUGUAAGAGGGGAGAUGAAGAGAGAUGUUAUUCAAAUGAAGAAGAUGAUUAAGAAAAAAAGUCCAUUUGGUGAAACAUAUUAACUUGUAUUGUGUAACGUCUACAUGUUGUAUUAGAACUGCAACUAGAGAUUUCAUUUAUUAUUUAAAUCAAUCAUUAAAAUUGCCACAAAUGGGAAUUAUGUCCAUCACAAGUUCCUGACAUCUCAGUUAAUGUCUUCAGUUUGUGUUGUCAGACCAACAGUCCAAAACCCAAAGUGAUUCAAUUUAUAAUGAUACACAACAGAGAAAAGCAGGAAACACUCACACUGGAAAAUAUUCUGUUUUUGAAUGAAUCUAUUUCAUUUCAGCUCUAGUUGUACUCUAGUACUUCUCUCUGUGUGGUUUUCCAUGUUUUAUGUUCCAUGUUUAUUUUCUACAAUAAAAACAAAUGGAGCACUGAAAGGAUGUUUGAUUAAAUUACAUUUGCCUAA
Scomber japonicus (chub mackerel) is the source of this 2270-nucleotide messenger RNA. It is a transcript of the gene tm6sf2a, whose product is annotated as transmembrane 6 superfamily member 2a. Lineage: Eukaryota; Metazoa; Chordata; Actinopteri; Scombriformes; Scombridae. Gene Ontology annotation, biological process: lipid homeostasis; regulation of lipid metabolic process. Bases 172 to 1302 code for a protein of 376 amino acids. Gene Ontology annotation, cellular component: endoplasmic reticulum membrane; endoplasmic reticulum-Golgi intermediate compartment membrane. The record is from RefSeq and is a predicted model, not a curated record. The transcript has 10 exons.